Messenger RNA from Galleria mellonella (greater wax moth), 3403 nucleotides. RefSeq names its product soluble guanylate cyclase 88E (gene Gyc88E). Lineage: Eukaryota; Metazoa; Arthropoda; Insecta; Lepidoptera; Pyralidae. The record is from RefSeq and is a predicted model, not a curated record. The transcript has 17 exons. Gene Ontology annotation, cellular component: guanylate cyclase complex, soluble. Gene Ontology annotation, molecular function: heme binding; oxygen sensor activity; guanylate cyclase activity. Gene Ontology annotation, biological process: response to oxygen levels; cGMP biosynthetic process; nitric oxide-cGMP-mediated signaling. Bases 286 to 3120 code for a protein of 944 amino acids.
GCGUCACGCCGCUCUCGACCUUAUGUCAUUCGUACCGAUCUGCAGAGCGUAAUUUCGAAUUCGCGUUCGAAAUAUAAAAAGUCUUUGAAUAAAAAAAUCGAUACGUUUUUAUGUGUGCGAUUUUUAAAUUAUUUCCGCGUUUCUUUGCGGCCAGUGUCAUCAAAAUGGUUAUGUUUGAAUUAGUGUUUUGUUUGUGAGUGUUCGGAAAGUUAGCUUUCAUUUAUUUGCGGUAAUCGCCACUAAAAGAACUAUUUACAUUUCGAAGAAAUCUACACCUAAGACACAAUGUACGGGUUACUAUUGGAGAAUAUGGCAGAAUACAUCCGACAGACCUACGGAGAAGAACGAUGGGAAGACAUUAGGCGGCAAGCUGAUGUUGAACAGCCUUCCUUCUCCGUUCACCAAGUGUACCCAGAAAAUUUAAUAACAAGAUUAGCAAAAAAGGCACAAGAGAUUUUAGGGAUAACAGAACGUGAAUUUAUGGAUCAAAUGGGAGUGUACUUCGUCGGUUUUGUGUCACAGUAUGGCUACGACAGAGUUUUAUCAGUAUUAGGCAGGCAUAUGAGGGACUUCCUAAAUGGACUCGACAAUCUACAUGAGUACUUGAAAUUCAGUUAUCCAAGAAUGCGAGCGCCCAGUUUUAUAUGUGAAAACGAAACUAGACAAGGACUCACAUUACAUUAUAGGUCAAAACGAAGAGGCUUCGUAUAUUACGCUAUGGGACAAAUUAGAGAGGUAGCCCGCCACUUCUACAACAAAGAUAUGAGGAUAGAACUAGUGAGGGAGGAGUUAUUAUUCGAUACAGUGCACGUAACAUUCCAACUGACAUUCGACAACCGAGCAUUCACGCUCGCAUCGUUGGCGAUGACCAGAGAAGAGAAGCAUCUCCCUAUCAGUGCGUCGGUACUGUUCGAGAUAUUCCCAUUUUGUAUCGUAUUUGGGUCAGACAUGGUAGUACGCAGCAUCGGCAACUCCCUAAUGGUAAUCUUGCCUGAUCUAGUGGGGAAAAAGAUUACCAAUUGGUUUGAUUUAGUGCGACCACUUAUCGCAUUCAAAUUUCAGACUAUUCUCAACCGUACCAACAACAUCUUCGAACUGGUUACUGUAGAGGCUGCUAUGCAUGAGAAAUCUACGGAUAAACGAAAUGAGCUGAUGCGCCUGUCUGAUGAAUCGGAAGCUGUCACAGAAAAGAAUCUUAGGCUUAAAGACUCGCCUACAAAGAAACGUUAUGCGUAUGACGGGAGACGAUUGCCUGAUACAAUUAAAUUACAUCUCAAAGGUCAAAUGAUCUACAUGGAUAACUGGAGGCUGAUGAUGUAUCUCGGGACCCCAGUGAUGCCAGAUUUAUCAGCGCUCGUGUCAACCGGCUUAUACAUCAAUGAUUUGUCUAUGCACGACUUUAGCAGAGAUCUAAUGCUAGCUGGUACUCAACAAUCAGUGGAACUCAAAUUAGCAUUAGACCAGGAACAACAGAAGAGCAAAAAACUUGAAGAAUCCAUGAGAAAGCUUGAUGAGGAGAUGAAGAGAACCGAUGAGCUGUUGUACCAGAUGAUACCCAAACAAGUUGCAGAUAGGCUACGGAAUGGAGAGAAUCCUAUAGAUACUUGUGAGAUGUUCGACAGCGUAUCGAUCCUGUUCUCUGAUGUGGUCACCUUCACUGAGAUUUGUUCCCGCAUUACGCCGAUGGAAGUCGUCUCCAUGUUGAAUGCUAUGUAUUCGAUCUUCGACACUCUCACUGAAAGGAACAGAGUUUACAAGGUGGAAACUAUAGGAGACGCGUACAUGGUAGUCUCAGGAGCACCAGAAAAGGAAGACAACCACGCGGAGAAAGUGUGCGAUAUGGCUCUUGACAUGGUGGAUGCCAUCACAGACUUGAAAGAUCCUAGCACAGGUUCUCACCUCUCGAUCAGAGUGGGUGUUCACUCAGGUGCAGUAGUAGCUGGUAUUGUUGGUUUAAAAAUGCCUCGGUACUGCCUUUUCGGAGAUUCUGUUAAUACAGCAUCUCGCAUGGAGUCUACCUCUGAAGCUAUGAGGAUCCACAUAUCACAGACAACUAGGGAACUCCUGUCUCCUUCAUACAUGGUUAUGGAGAGAGGAGAAAUACAAGUUAAAGGCAAAGGUUCAAUGAAAACUUAUUGGCUUGAGGGCCGAGAAUCCAGACCCGCGUUAAGCAAGGUCAUAUCCCCACAACUGCCACCCGGCACUGAACUCGAAUGGGAACGAGCAGCCGACAUUAGAGAUAGCAUCGCUGAAUAUUCUGCCCAACAAUUAAAUAAUAAAGAAAAUUACCAACACUUACCUAAUUCUAUAAAUUCUGGACCUAAUUCUCUAGUUAAUAGUUCUGGAAAUUUAAUGGCUGUACAGCAAACGACAUCAGUAGUAAAAAGUCAAAUUAGGUCUACUACUCCAGCCCCAGUAGUGAUGUCACCAGUAGAAGAAAGACGGAUGUAUUCCCCUGUCACUUUCCAAGAUGUAGCUAGGCGGAGUAUAGCAAAUUCACCUAAUAGGUCAGAUAAAGAUAAAGAUACAAGAUCAAAUUCAACAGCAUGUGCUGCUGCUUGGACGGACGUAGAUAGCGAUCCACCUAAACCUAUCGGCAGUUACAACUCCUCAUUUUGUUCACCAUCCCCUUGCAGAGUUGAGACCACUCCUGUUUUUAAAGAACGGGAGCAAGAGACCUGCACAGAAAAUGUGUGUACACAUAUGUUGACGCCCCCGGCGGACUCUUGUUCCACGCUGCGGCCUGAUACCGGCUCUUCAAUGUCACCCAGCCAAUGUAGAGAAGAAAUCGAAACUGACACAGAAUAUCAAGACGCUCACGCAGAAAUAAGCCAAGGUGUUCACAUCUGCACCAUAUCAGAAUCUAUCGCCGAACCGAAUCACUCGAAACCAGGCAAAGUGAGCAGAUUCAAAGCUAAAAUAGCUCCGGGUCAUUUAAAAGGUUGUUCUCACAAACCAUCGAAGGAUUCAAUUAAAGAGAAAACUCAAUCAUUACAAAGUAACGUUCAGCCCCACGGGCAUCAUCACUCGAAAAAUGUUAACCACCAUCAGUGUUGCGGUGCCUUUGGCAAUCCCCAUGUUAGACAUAAAUCUAAUAAUUCUAGUUGUCGUCUUAUUUAAGAGACUUAUAUUUGGGAUCCAUAAUUAUAAUUAUAUUUUCUUUCAUUUUAUACAUUUGGAAGUUAACAAUAAAAAAUAUAGUAUGGGAAGACGUAUAGACAUAAUAAAGGUGUAUAUAGAUACAUAUUAAAUGUCGCGCUAUAACAAACCAAUUAUAUCGUGGACACAAUUGACGACCUCUUCAAAAAUUCUCACACAAAAAUACGUACAUAAUGAAAAUAAUCGUAUAAUGAGCGUACAAAAUUUCUAAUUUCUUACAUUAAUGGGCAAUCAAUUUACAAAA